AUGCACACGUGUACAUGGAAAUAUGCUAGUUGGGUUAUUAUACGAAUUAGUCCCGUUCCAUGGAGAUCUGUUGACGGUGUAGAAAGUUCCCUAUGCAUGGUCGGCGCUGUAGUCACCAUCCGAAUGCGAAUCGGCGUUGCUAUCCCGAACCGCGAGCUGUGACUGGUCCUCACUAAUCUCUCUAACCCACUUCAGCUUUUGAAGAUCGCCCUACGCUCAUACUUCAUUUCUGCUCCUUCAAAAGAAAUUCUUGCGAACCAACAAUCAAACCGGCCACUCAUAAUGCCGCCAAUACUAAAGUUGGGACCUAAAGGCGAUGAAUGGGCGUAUGAUAGAGGGGCUAAGUCUUACGAUCUCACCCGCGGGGAUUCCUCCCCAGGUCUUACUCUCCGCACUACGCAGGGACCAACAGACACAUCGCUCACAGUAGCGCCAAAAUUGACCGCUCUAGUGGUGGUGGAUAUGCAGAAUUUCUUCCUUCAUCCGAGGUGUAAUGACCACCCUACUGGCUUACAUGCGGCACAGCGAAUCCUCGAAGUGGUUAACAAAUGUCGAGAGGUUGGCAUUAAGAUAAUCUGGCUGAAUUGGGGCUUGAAUGAUAGCGACCUCGGCGCUAUGCCCGCAGCUGCUGAGCGAAGCUUCGCCAGUGGUCUCAUUACACCACCCCUUGACAAUAAGCAAGCUAGAAAUGGCUUUGGCUCUGAUAUGGGUGAAGGAAGAGGGCGGCUCCUAAUGAAGGGCUCAUGGAACGCCAAGCUUUACGAUCCUUUGUACGACGCAAGCCAGCCAGAUGUGGACAUUUCCUGCAACAAAGAUCGCAUAUCGGGCUUUUGGAACGGCGACACAGAGUUCGCGAAGGCGCUGGCUGUCGGUGGGUUCCGUACUCUCUUGUUCACCGGUGUCAACACGGACCAAUGCGUGCUGGGCACACUGACAGACGCAUAUUACCGCGGGUGGGACUGCAUCAUGCUUGAGGAUUGCUGCGCAACGAAGACCCCAGGAGGACAAGAGGUUACUAUUCAUAACACCUCGAGGGGGUAUGGCUUUGUAACAGAUAGUAGAAGCUUUAUUGAGGACGCAUGUCGGUAGUUACAGAAGCGAAACUCCUAUGCCAAGUAUUUAUAUGUACCCGAGCGAUGGAUGGUAGGUGGGGAUAGGCGCUGAGGCGCUGGGAUUAGUCCGAAUUGCCGGUUAUUUCGACAAAAUAAAUUCCAAUUAUGUCUCCGAAAGCUGGGUAAAUUUCUCCACUGCG
Molecule: messenger RNA, 1252 nt
Organism: Hypoxylon trugodes
Lineage: Eukaryota; Fungi; Ascomycota; Sordariomycetes; Xylariales; Hypoxylaceae
Product: Isochorismatase hydrolase
Exons: 3
Coding region: 283-1089 (268 amino acids)
Source: RefSeq, a predicted model, not a curated record